CUUGACCGAAAGUAAACAACAUUUUACAUUGUUUACAAAAUGACCAAAGCAAAUAAAACUCCGCAAAAAGCCAGUGAACCCAAUAUAAAUGCCUUCCUGACACCAGUUCGAUAUCUGGACAGUCCCCGCCUGCAAUCGCCCACAAGUCAUGAUUCCAACUUGGCCACCUGCAAAACGAGAUUGGAGACGAUAGUCAAGCAACUCCAGGAUAAUUACGCCAAAUGGCAAUUGGCACAGCAGCGGGGCACCGCCAUUUGCUAUGCCAUUGAGGCCAAAAAAACCAAGUGCCUGGAAAAAAGCCAGGACGACGGGGUGACCUCCAGUUAUCCGGAUGAUCUGCUCCUGCCGUGCAACAAGUUGGCCAUUAUAGCCUCGAUUUUCGGGGAUAUAGCGAAUAAUACAAAGGAGAUCCUUAGACAACUUAGAGCAAUUUGUAAAUUGCCAGGCGCCGCAGCGGGUACGAUAUUCUACAGGUCCUGGAAGUUGCCACAAUUUGUGGCAUUUACCAAAGAACUUGCAGAAAGAUAUGAACAGGAGGCUUUGGUCAAGAAGGAAGUUGCCGAAAACAUUGCUCACUCGACGGAAAGAAGCCAACUUAUCGCGUUUACUACUUUAUGGGAGUUUCCCGAGCACGUGGAUUCCUAUGUCCAGUUGGGUUUUCUCCUUCUCGCCGAAGAAGUCAGUUUAAGGCAAUAAAUACACCAAUUUUUCA
Molecule: messenger RNA, 712 nt
Organism: Drosophila takahashii
Lineage: Eukaryota; Metazoa; Arthropoda; Insecta; Diptera; Drosophilidae
Product: cyclin-dependent kinase 2-interacting protein
Source: RefSeq, a predicted model, not a curated record